AUGUCAGCAUGUCUUGUUUUCGUCUUCGCUGGUUUACUUGAAUAUGCACUUGUUAAUGUUAUCGCUCGUAAAAAUGAAUUAAGACAACAAGUUCGUUUUUCCAGAGAAGUUAUUGGUAAUCGUCUUGCUCAAGUACAUUUCUAUAAAAAAGAUGAUACACAUCAUUCUAAUGCUGAAGCAACGGAAACACUUGCUCAUAAAGGAAGUGCUACCGAGAAAAAUUUAAAUAGUGGAAAUGCCACUAGUUCACUUAUUCAGAAUUCAUCAAUAUCCAAUACUACUGCACCUUCACCAACACCACAGGUUGUCUUGUCACCGCCAGCACCAGUACCGAAAACUGCUAAACCUGUUCGUGACAAUGCACAAUUAGUCGAUCUUGUCUCAGCUAUUCUUUUUCCUGUUGCCUUUAUUGUAUUUAAUAUUAUUUAUUGGUAA
Rotaria sp. Silwood2 is the source of this 435-nucleotide messenger RNA. Lineage: Eukaryota; Metazoa; Rotifera; Eurotatoria; Philodinida; Philodinidae. The record is from the annotation of a GenBank genome assembly.